AUGGCUCGCCGUCUCACCAAAGAGCUCACUGAGUUGACGCAGAAUCCACCGGAUUGGUGCAAGGUCAGCACUGCGGAAGACAAUCUCAUGCACUGGCAGGCCGUGCUUACUGGCCCUGAGAACUCGCCGUACGAGGGUGGCGUCUUCAACUUGGACAUGCAGUUCCCUAGUGAAUAUCCAUUCAAAGCCCCUCGCGUACGCUUUGUCACGCGAGUGUACCAUCCAAACAUCAAGUCGCAGUCGGGCGAAAUCUGUGCUGACAUUAUCAGCCAGAACUGGACCCCGACACUCAACGCGCUUCAUUGUCUCACUGCAAUCAAGCAGGUCUUAGAGCAGCCGGAUAUGGACAAUCCGCUCGAGCCGGAGAUCGCCAAGCAAAUGCACGAGAACAAAGUGGAGUUUGAUAAGACAGCGAUGGAGUGGACCAAGCAAUAUGCGUGCUAG
This is a messenger RNA of Peronospora matthiolae, 444 nucleotides long. The record is from the annotation of a GenBank genome assembly. Lineage: Eukaryota; Oomycota; Peronosporomycetes; Peronosporales; Peronosporaceae.